Triticum aestivum (bread wheat) is the source of this 1701-nucleotide messenger RNA. RefSeq lists its product as uncharacterized. NCBI's taxonomy places the organism in Eukaryota, Viridiplantae, Streptophyta, Magnoliopsida, Poales, Poaceae. The transcript has a single exon. The record is from RefSeq and is a predicted model, not a curated record. The coding region runs from base 185 to 1216 and encodes 343 amino acids.
AAGGCCCCGUGCCGCUUUCCGCCGCCAAUUAACCUCUGCCUCUGGAGUCGUCCGACACGGUCACACUCGCACCUCCAAACUUAAUCACGCCGCGGCGACGCGCGCGUAUAUAGCCCGCUCCGCCCAGCGCGCACCCUCCGGCACGGCACGCACAGGAUUGUCUCUGUUUGUCUCCACGGGACCGAUGGCGAGCCACGGAGGACACGACCACGACGCGCUCUGGGCCAAGCUCUGGGAGCUGGAGCUGCAGCUCGCGGCGUACAAGCUGCUGCACGCCGCGCGGCGCGGGGAGGAGGACGACGCGGACGCGGACGGCGUGCGGGAGCCCGCUGGGGCCGGCGCCUGCCGCCGCGGCAGGCAGUACGACGCCUACAUGCGCCGGCGCGACGCCAGGCGCGUGUCCGUCGCCGCGGUGGCCAAGAGCCAGCAGCAGCAGCAGCAGAGGCCGAGCGGCGUCAGUGUCACGCGCGCCGGCGGCAGGCCGAGCCCGCUCACCGUCAGGUGCGCCGCUCGGGACACGCCGCAGGUGAGGAGGACGGUGCCGUCGGGAGUGUCCGCUGCGGCCACCCCGAGGAAGGAGCACGGCGCGCUGCCACUGCCCAGGAGCAGGACGGUGAGAGGCGGCGCGCCUGAAGCGAGGCCGCAGUCGCACAGAAGGCGGAACAGCGUCGGCGGCGACCUGGGCGAGUGCGCCACGCCGAGGCCGUUCCUGAGGCGCGGCAGCGGGACCGGCGGCGCGAUCGGGAACCUGCGGUCCCCGAGGGUGCACGACCUCCCCAGCGGCAGCCCGAGCCCGAGGCGGCCGCCGCAGGACCAGUUCGUCCCAAAGGUGGCGGCCGGGCGCCACCUCCGGUCCGUGUCGGAGCUGCCGCUCCACGCGACGGUGGAGUCGCCGAGGUGGGCGGAGACGCCGCGGCCGGCCCAGUCACGGGCCAGGAAGCGGUGGGGCAGCCUGGAGAGCCCGCCGCCGGCGAUCUUCUCGGCCCCGGCGGCCAACCCGCACAUGGACCUGGCCAAGGGGCUCCGGAAGCUGCUGAGCUUCGUGAGGAAGGGCAAGAGCAGCGAGCAUCGGCGCUCCGACGGCGGACGUGAAUCCGGCGACGGGAAGCCCGUGAAGGGGUGGACAGCUUGCUCCGUCCUUGAUGGCCCGUUCGAACGUGCGAGCCUGGAGGGGCACCGGUUCCCCAUGACACGGGCAGUCGGCACCUCCGGAUGAGGCGCGUGGGCUGGCAUUACAUGCCCUUAGCGUUUGUGACAGGCCGUCCACGGGUUUGGAGCAAGUUCUUUUCUCCUCCCUUUCGCUUUGGGUCCUGAUAACGCCCACAUCGGGUGACAUACUAGACAUCCGCCCAUACACCAUAUGUGGUGUGAGCAGAAGGCAGCCUACACCGGUUGUGUGUGGGCGAAUAUUAGAAUUACCCACAUGUGUGGGCGCAGCUACUUUGUGUCACACGUCCAGCAAGUACUACCCAUCCCUACCUCACGCGUGUGGCACGAAGCAAAUAUGCCCACACGUCCUGGCGCAGCUACGUUAGGUACCCGCGGGAUGACGAUUUAGUUGCCAUCCGGGAUGGCAAAUGUAGCUGUAAAAGCAUGAACUCUCUCUGUUUUGAUUAACUAUAGUUGCCAUGUCUAAUUUAUGGUAGUUGCCGCGUGUAAUCAAACCAUAGUCGCCGUGUGUGAUUAACUACUUGCCAUAAA